Penicillium vulpinum is the source of this 264-nucleotide messenger RNA. RefSeq lists its product as uncharacterized. The transcript has 2 exons. The record is from RefSeq and is a predicted model, not a curated record. Lineage: Eukaryota; Fungi; Ascomycota; Eurotiomycetes; Eurotiales; Aspergillaceae. The coding region runs from base 1 to 264 and encodes 87 amino acids.
AUGCCGCCAAUAAGCCGAAAUCCUAUCUCUUUCAUCAAGUCCGAGCAAGCCCACCUAAAUCAUGAGAUCUUUCUCGCUCGUGGCGCUGAACGAUAUCUGGAAGCCAGCUUCGACAUUCUGGAAUUCACUCUUACCGCGAUUAACGAGGAAACCCGCUUAGAGCGUGAGCUUUACCUCGUCAGUAGUGUUAAACAAUACCUACAAGACAAUACCAUCACUCUGGAAGCCAAUUUUGGCUCCACAAAAGAGGAAACAAGCCAGUAG